Messenger RNA from Adineta steineri, 2277 nucleotides. Lineage: Eukaryota; Metazoa; Rotifera; Eurotatoria; Adinetida; Adinetidae. The record is from the annotation of a GenBank genome assembly.
AUGUCAUCGUUCGCAAGUCCUAUUCCUCCGCCUGUUUUUGACUCGGAUGAAUCGGAUGUAGCCAGUCAACAAUCCACUGACAGUAGCUAUUUAGCAUCACAAUUCAAUCGACGUACUCGUCUCUCAUUUUCACCUAAAUUAACCGUUAAUACAAGUUGUAGUCAAGUUUUACCACCAUCAUCAAUACUUUUCGAUGAAUCAACUUGUGGUAGUUGUAGUCAACCAUUACAAGAUGAUUCAUGUAAUGAUAGUCAACAAUCAUCUCAACAAGAUUUUAUUUUUAAUGAUUCAAUAAAUAUUGAAUCAGCAUUAUCUCGUUUAACAACAUUAUCACAAACACCAUCCGAAAUAUCGUGUCAAUCAUCACCUAUAUCAUCACAUUUAACAAAAUCAAAUGAAUUUAAAUCACCAUGUCAACUUCGUUAUACACCAUCAUCUGGUACUGUAUCAACUAAACCAAUUGCAAGUUAUACAGUUAAAUAUGCAACAAAAAGUACAACAAAUAAUAAUAAUAAUAAACGUAAACGAAGUACAACAAGAAAUCGAGAUACAUCAGCAAAAUCCGACACAUCUGUAGAUCGUGUAUCACUUAAAACACCAGAUCAAUCACCAUGUACACGACGAAAAAAUCUUGAUUAUGUUCAAGAGAGUACAUUUCGUUCACCCAAAGUUCAACGUCGAAGUCGUCAUCACGAUGAUUCACUUUGUUUAACAACAUCAAUCAAUUCUGCUCAUGAUGAACAAUUAACAACAAAAUCUAAAGGUGAUUUAGUAAAUACUAAUCCAUUUAGUCCACAAUUAAAUCCUGAACAAAAUAAACGUGUUAAACUUGAUUCACCAUGUGUACCAAUCGCUAAAACAACUACAACACCGACUCCACGUUAUCGUACACGUCUGGUUGCUAAACGUGAUCAACAAGCUGCAGCACAUGUUCCAACUGAAUCUCAACAAUCAUGUCGAAUUGUUCCAGCUGGUUCACCAUCUUUACGUGAAUUAACUAUUCGAAGAUUUGAUGAAGAAUUUCAUCAAGAAUCUAUACUUGGUCAUGGAGAAUUUUCACAUGUUUAUCUAUGUAAAAAUCGUCUUGAUGGAAUUAUAUAUGCUAUUAAAGCAUCUAAACAACCAGUUCUCGGUACAAGUUAUGAACAAAUGGCAUGGCGUGAAACAUGUGCACAUGCUGUACUUAUAUCACAUGAAAAUUUAGUACGAUAUCAUUCAGCAUGGAUUGAACCUGAUGGAAGAUUUUUUGUUCAAUUAGAAUAUUGUAAUGGUGGUUCAUUAGAUGAUAUUAUAGAAAAAAAUCGACGUAAUCGUACAUAUACAAAUGAACAACAAUUAAAACACAUUCUUCAUCAAAUAAGUGAUGCAUUAGCAUUUAUGCAUGCACAAGAUUUAGCACAUUUAGAUAUAAAACCAGCUAAUAUUAUGUUAUGUCAACGUUCAAUUAAUUUAAAUCUCGAUAAAGAUGAAGAUGAUGAUGAAACACAUCAAAUGAUUUAUAAAUUAACGGAUUUAGGACAUGUUAGUCAAAUAAGUAUGUCAGCAAUGGAAGAAGAUGGUGAUAGUCGUUAUUUAGCAUUAGAAGCAUUACAAAAAUCAAAUUCAAAACAAUUGAAUUUAGGUAAAUGUGAUAUAUUUUCAUUAGGCUUAACAUUAUAUGUUUGUGCAACAAAUCGUGAAAUGCCAAAACAAGGUAAUGAAUGGCAACAAUUAAGAUUAAAUAUUAUUCAAUAUCUUCAUACUAUUUCACAUUGUACUAUGCAAUUUAAUGAAUUAAUACUUGGUCGUAUGUGUAACGUUGAUCCGAAUCAACGACCAUCAGCCUAUGAACUUCUACUCAAUCCUACUGCCAGCCCAUUGUUACCAACAAGUCGUGAAUUUCUUCGCCAUAGUUUAAAACGUGAACGUCAGAAAAAUUUGAUGUUAAAUAAAAAAUUACUUAGUCAUUAUCUUUUAACAAAUUCAUCCGAUCUUCAAACAUUACCAACAGGUAUUAAUGAUACAAAUAAUACAAGUAUACAAUGUCAACAAAUAUUUGUAUCACCAACACAAUCAACAAUUGUUCCACAACAUCAAUAUGCAUCAACACCUAAUGAUACAUCAAGAGUAUUAUUAAUUAAUACAUCAAAUCUAUCAUCUUAUUCAACAACAACACCAUCAACAAAUCUAAAUCAAUCAUUUGCCUCACCUGUUCGUGGUGGUUCACUUGCAAUGAAACAACAAACGAAAUUAAUCGGUGGUUCAAAUAUGUUUCGUCAUUAUUCGAGUAUCAUCUAA